Nematolebias whitei (Rio pearlfish) is the source of this 400-nucleotide messenger RNA. RefSeq names its product macrophage migration inhibitory factor-like. NCBI's taxonomy places the organism in Eukaryota, Metazoa, Chordata, Actinopteri, Cyprinodontiformes, Rivulidae. The transcript has a single exon. The record is from RefSeq and is a predicted model, not a curated record. Gene Ontology annotation, molecular function: cytokine activity; phenylpyruvate tautomerase activity. Bases 1 to 348 code for a protein of 115 amino acids.
AUGCCGAUGUUUGUGGUGAACACCAACGUGGCUAAAAGCGACGUGCCUCCGGCUCUGCUGUCGAAGGCUACGGAGGAACUGGCCAAAGCCAUGGGCAAACCUGCGCAGUACAUUGCUGUGCACAUCAACCCAGACCAACUGAUGAUGUUUGGAGGGAAGGGAGACCCCUGUGCUCUCUGCUCUCUUCACAGCAUCGGCAAGAUCAGCGGAGCUCACAACAAGCAAUACUCCAAGCUUCUGUGUGGACUGCUGAACAAACACCUGGGAGUCUCUCCUGACAGGAUUUAUGUUAACUUUGUGGCCAUGGAUGCAGCCAAUGUGGCCUGGAACAACACAACGUUUGGUUGAGAAGCACACCAAUACCUUGAAAUUAUAUAAAUAAAUAAAAAUCAUUCCAUCA